AGACCUGAUCGUACCUGUGCUGAUGUACCUAUUCACCUACCCGAUGCUACCACUUGAAGCUUGAAGAGCUGGACAAUAACAUGCAUAUUUUAAGUUAUAUAAUGAUCUGUGAUAUUGUAUCUUUCGUGACAACAAUAUUUUCUCGUAGCGUAUAAGGACACGGCAACACAACCUCUCAAAUACCCGAGUCAUAUUUGAUAUUUCGGUACCUUCUUGUGUGUGUACCCCACGAGGCUUUCUCAGCUUCAAGAUAUUGUGCUUCCCUAACCUCCCCAGUAUCAAGAGCCCAUACAGGAUGCGCGAAAGACCCUCCACUCGCCAUGGAUACGCCCCCGUCACAACACUGGAUACCGAACGUAAUUCCCGAAUUACGUUCAAGGCCGUCGAAAUCAUGGCUGCGUUGAUUCACGACUGUCUCGUGGGCAUUGAGACUCUGGUUAACGAGGAGAAGCGCCCAUCACUUUUCCUUAACCGAGGCGCUUUAGUUUCUCUUGCCAUACAGAAACUUGAUCUAGACGAUCAUGUCACCGAGCAGGGCUUCAGCCACAUUCCAUGCCUCGCAGAAAUACGCGAUCACAUUAUCGAUGGCACUCGUGUUGAUACUGUUCGCCAUCGGUUCCAGAUAUUGCAGCAGCUCCGAAGCACUAUGUGGGAUGCAGCCCGGGAUUGGACCGAUACUAUGCUUGGCAGUUGGCUAUUGCGCACGACAGACAAUGUUGGCUUUCAUCUCCGAGUAUACGAUUUUGUGAACGAUAUCCAUCGCAGCCUCGGUGUCUUUCCCAUCGAUAAACAUGCACUUCGGGAUUAUCAGGAUACGAUUCGAGACUUUUUAUGUGUCCGUCUGAGAGUCGGCGUUCCCGUAAUCAGUGAGGAUCGCAACGGGCAGCUCGGAGAUCAGCGAAUGGCAGCCCUCCUAUACGAUGUACUUCAAGGGCUUCACGCCCUUUUACACGAUCGCCGCAGUCACGGGAAUAUCCUGGAACGACUCGUCUCAUUAGAUGCAGAUGAUCUAUUUACUGAAUAUACUGUCGGGUUUGACGAAGAACUGGUUAUGGCUCGAGAUAUAGUCUGCGGUAUCCUUCCCGGCCCAUCCAUCCUUAUUUCGAAACUGCUCUGAGGAAGUUCUACAUUCCAGCGCUUAGGACUCCAGAGAUGAUUCGUUUUUUUCAUGACAGAAAAGAUCUUCAGAAAGUAUGCGAAGCCGUGGCUUCGGAAGGACCGCAUAUAAUUGAGGAACUUGACACUGCGCGACACGCUGUUCGUACUAUCUUAGAUGACCUCAACGAUCUUUCGCGGGCGUCUGCGACUGAAAAUGGUCGAAAUGGAACUCCACAUAAUGCACCUUCCACGACUACUCUGGAUCCUGUUGAAGAUGACAGGCCAGCCUCAUCAGUCCGUCGUCGAGUCUGUUCUAGGUCUCGUUCUCGACAUAGAACAAAGUGAAGACAUGAUCAUGUUCACCAUGUUCACCAUUUACACUGGUGCGAUUC
This is a messenger RNA of Desarmillaria tabescens, 1490 nucleotides long. RefSeq lists its product as uncharacterized. The record is from RefSeq and is a predicted model, not a curated record. Lineage: Eukaryota; Fungi; Basidiomycota; Agaricomycetes; Agaricales; Physalacriaceae. The transcript has 3 exons. The coding region runs from base 296 to 1117 and encodes 273 amino acids.